AUGACGCGUAUUUCUCCUCUUCUCCUCUUUCUUGCGGCCUUGUGCCUCUCGCAUCUACCGCUUGCCAAGAGCAGUACUCUGACGCGUGGUGCCCGAAUGGCAAAGAGAUCCUAUGUCGACGAUGACAAGAUCAUGAUGAAAAAGGUUUCCACGUCCAAAGAUUCAUCAAAGUCAAAAGGAAAGAGUGGAAAAGGCGGAAAAGGUGAAUACAAGAAGGUAGUAAAGAAAGAGAAAAAGUCGAAAUCAAUGAAAAAGUCACACGCCAAGACAAAGCUCAAGAAAUACAUGAAACAGAAGGAAGUCGUAUAUACUGGACCCACUGGACCCACUGGAUCCUCUCCAGCCAAGCAAAUGGGCAUGAUGGCGAAAGGUUACUCAAACUACCCCGAUGAGAGUGCCACGGAAGGGUCAACCCCCAGUCCGCCACCCACGAUUUCGUUGGAUGAAGCACUGCCGGUUGAACCAAUGCCCGAGGAAGAGAGUCCAUCCGUGGACGAACCACCCACUACGGCUCCUGUGGAAACUCCUGUGGUCGCCCCCACUGAGCCACCAGUGGAACCACCCGUUGAGCCACCAGUUGAGCCACCAGUUGAGCCACCAGUUGAGCCACCAGUUGAGCCACCAGUUGAGCCACCAGUAGAGCCACCAGUAGAGCCACCAGUAGAGCCACCCGUUGACGCACCAGUGGCUGUAGAAGAACCUACAGAAAUGACAGAGGAGCCCACGGUGGCACCAGUUGCAUCCAUCUCUGAAGCCCCAUCUUUUGCCCCAAACACUGAAGAGCCUGAAACUCCAGCUGCCACUCCAACGAUGCCUCCGACAGUCAUCAUUCUCCCCGAAGAACCCACAUCUGCUCCCACCAUUGUCGAGGACACCAUGGCUCCUACGGUGGACAGGGAUAUUACUGAAGCUCCAGUUCCAGACUUGAACAAUGAUGUUUGUACCGGGGCGGAACUGCUCACGAUUGGAGAGGUAGUCUUGGGUUCCACUGUUGACGCCACUGACGAUAUGAUCAUGGAGGAUUGCGGUACAGCCAGGUUUGGAGAGAGCUCGGCUCCUGGUCGUUGGUAUGUGAUAGAAGGAAACGGGCGAGAAGUGAUGGUGUUUGUAAACGCAACUUAUGACGUCCAGGUGGCAGUUUAUGAAGGAGAAGAUUGUGAAUCUACAACAUGUGUCGUCGGUACAGAGGGUUAUCCUCCCAGCUUUGAACUUGGGCAUGUCCGGUUCUCAUCCGAGGAAGGGGCCCUUUAUUAUGUGUUGGUCUCUGGCUUUGAGGGCGCAGUCGGAGAAUUCGGUUUGGUUGCGAGAGAUCCAGUGCUGGUUCCAAAUGACCAAUGUUCUGGUGCAAUUGAGAUUGAGCUUGAUGAGCCCAUUGCAGCGACAACAAUCUUCGCCACCCCCGACAAUGAUGUCGUUACUGACUACUGUACUCCUUUCAACACUUCUCAACCUGGAAUUUGGUACAGCAUUGAAGGAACUGGAACCAGGUUGCAAGCCAGAAUCACGGAGGCAUCAUUUGCUGUUCAACUCAGUGUUUUCUCGGGGUCCUGUGAUGAAUUGGUAUGCGAGGGUGGAAAAGUUGCAAGUCUUGCAUUCAAGGUCACUCCCGUUGUUUGGGAUUCUGUUGAAGGGGAGGAGUACCUGAUCCUGGUGCACGCUGUAGCAGGCAUGGUGGGCAACUUCGAGCUGCUCAUAUCUGAAACUUUGGCCCCCGACAAUGACGAAUGUUCUGGAGCUGUUCAGCUUCCAGUACCAACUGUCGGCUUCCCAGGGACAACCAUUGGAGCUAAUCUGGAUGAUGUGACUCAUUGUGGGGGUGUGACCGAGCCGACGAGUGCAGGAGUCUGGUAUUAUAUCGAAGGGACUGCAGAAACACUCAGGGUGAAGCUGACAGCCGACUAUGAUACCCAGGUUACCAUUUACAGUGGUAGUUGUGACAGUUUGACUUGUCUUGCCGGGAACGACCAAGCUCCCUUCUCGAGUGGAUCGAGUGAAGCCAUUUUUGACACAGCAGAAGGCGAACUCAUAUGGAUCUUGGUCCAUGGCUUUGACCAAGAUAUCGGCGAGUUUCUCAUCAACGUCGAUGCUGUAGAAAGACCCAGAAAUGACCAGUGCGAUGAAGCCAUUAGUCUCGAAAUUGACGACCAGAUUGCUGGCUCCACAGUCUAUGCAAGCCUAGAGGACACUCCGACCUGUGGAGGGGCUUUGGGUGGCAAUCAAUCAGCUCCUGGAGUAUGGUAUACUGUACCGUCAGGUGAAGCACUCAAUUCACCAACCCUCAAAAUGUCCGUUUCUGCGACCUAUGAUGUUCAGAUCAGUGUAUUCACCGGACCAAGCUGUGGAGGCCUUCUUUGUGUUGCAGGUACAGAAGGAGAAGGGCCAAGCUUCACAGCAGGUUCUGUUGCUUGGGAUGCUGCUGAAGGAGAAGAUUACUGGAUUCUGGUACACGGAUUCUUGGGACAGGUUGGAGUCUUCGAAUUGGAACUAUCAGAGACGGAAAGGCCAGCACAUGAUCAGUGUGAAGGUGCAAUCCCUCUUGAAAUUGGAGUCCCCGUCAAUGACACCACUGCUCUAGCAACGACAGACGAUGUGGAGGCAUGCGGCUCCUCAACUGGUGGAGAGUUAUCAGCGCCAGGGCUCUGGUAUCGGGUGGAUGGCACAGGGGACACCCUUGCUGCUACAGUGAUUUCAGACUACAACGUUGAAAUGUCAGUCUAUAGCGGCGGAUGCGAUUCUUUGGUCUGCAUUGACGGAGCUCAGGGACAAAACCCAACUUUUUCCACAGCGACAAUAGUGUGGGACUCUGCAGAAGGCACAACUUACUUUGUGCACAUCAACGGUUAUAAUCAGGACACUGGGGACUUCCAGGUGCUGGUGAUGGAUGCGUCUAGGCCUCGCAAUGACGAUUGUUCCAAUGCCAUCGAGUUAGAAUUUGGCGAUACUGUCGCUGGCUCCACUCGAUUUGCCAGUUUGGACGAUGCUCCUGAAUACUGCGGCGGGGCCAACAACAACACUGCCCCAGGCGUAUGGUACAAAAUCUCAGAAGGUGAAGCCAUCACAGCAACUUUCCUUACAAACUUUGACGCUCAACUUUCGGUGUAUUCAGGCGAUUGUGCCUCAUUGGUGUGUAUUGACGGAGACGACGGUGACACCCCUACGUUUACAUCAGGUUCCGUUUCGUGGACACGCGAAGCCGGCGAAACGUCGUACAUUCUCCUGCAUGGAUUUUCUGGAUCCGUCGGUUUCUACGAGUUGAAUGUUGCGGCACAAUCAGCUGAAGAUCAACCCGAGGUAACUACACCAAUCCCCGCCAACGACGAGUGUGAAGCAGCCAUUGCCAUUGAAGAAGGUCAGACAAUCAAUGGAAACACUGCUUCUGCUACGGAAGAUGCAAACAUUUCCCUGGAGCAAAACUGCGGCCUUGCUUCCUUUCUCUCCGCCCCUGGAGUCUGGUACUCUAUUGUGGGUCAAGGAGGAUUGAUGCAGUUCACAGUGUUUGCGGACUAUGAUUCACAAAUUUCAAUCUACAGUGGCGGAUGCGAUGAUCUUGUUUGCUCUUCUGGCAACGACGAGAGCCCCCUGGCGGAUCAGACAGCGUCAAGUAGCUUGACAGACUUUCUAGACAGUGACGAAGAGUACAGAGUCUUGGUCCACGGCUACAAUGGCGCUACAGGUCAAUUCUUGCUCUCUGUUGAAGCUGUUGACCUUGCCCCCAAUUCCGAUUGUUCUGAAGCCAUCGAAUUGGAAAUUGGAACGAUGGCUUCAGGGUCAACUACCAAUGCACUUGCUGGCGAGGUUGACAAUGUAUGCGGAGAUGCCGUGGCAGAGAUCUCAAGCGCAGGGGUUUGGUACAAGGUCGACGGAACGGGCUCCACCCUCCUAGCAACUGUCAAUGCAACAUAUCAAUCGCAACUUCUUGUUUUGUCUGGUGAUUGUGAUGCACUUUCUUGUGUCGAUGGGAAUCUCCAGAGCCCAAUCCAAGAUCUUAGCGGUAGCAGCCUGGUCUGGGAAGCAACAGAAGGUCAAACGUACUAUCUGUUUGUUUACGGAUUCCAGCAAGGAGCCCAGGGAGACUUUGAUAUUCUCGUCACGGAAGUGAAUCCACCAGAGAAUGAUGUCUGUGCAGAUGCUGUACCAAUUGAUCCCACUGGAGACUCUGUGGAAGGAUCCACCAUCGUCGCGACUCUUGACGAAGGCCUAACCUAUUGCGGAACUGCAAACAACAACACGAGUGCUGGGGUCUGGUAUUCGUUCACAGGAACUGGAGAGACCAUUCUUAUUGGGAUGACGGGACAGUUCGAUACACAGCUGUCCUUGUAUUCGGGAGCCAGCUGCGACCAAUUGGAGUGCGAGCAAGGCAAUGACGAGAGUCCCGUGUCGGGUAGCAGCAGUACAAUCUUGUUUGCCACGGAGGUUGGUCAAAGCUACUAUUUGCUAGCUCACGGCUUCUACCCUUCACGUGGCAACUUUGAGCUGUCCGUACGAGAGAUUGCCCCUCCCAGGAAUGACGAGUGCAGCUCUGCCAUUCCACUUGAGCUCGGAGAUCAGAUUGCCGGUUCCACCAUUGCUGCGACUGCUGAGGACGACUUUGACUUUGAUGAGUGCGGAACGUCGCGCGGUGGAGAAGCGUCUAGUCCCGGUGUUUGGUACAGCAUCGAGGGUGAUGGAGGUCCCCUUCGGGCCGAUGUGCAUGCCACCUACGAUAUACAACUGACCGUCUUUGAAGGCGAAGAUUGUAGCUCGUUGAUAUGUGUUGACGGUACCGAUGGUGAAUUGGAAGACUUCUCGAGAGGGUCUGUAGUCUGGGACUCUGUGGAAGGACAGGAAUAUGCGAUUCUGGUGCAUGGGUUCUCGGGCGUUGUUGGUGUAUUUGAACUGACAGUAACGUUUGGAUCACGGUAGGAAUGUGGUGCCCCGAUAACGAACACGAGGGGAGGCUACUGGACUGGGAAUGCAUGUAGAACCUCCAGUGCAAGCGCAAUGAUUUAUUCAUUGCAAAACAAAAUGACAGACACUGCCUUAAUGUGCUGUUGCGGUUCUAAGAUAAAGCUGCUGUACAACUUUUACUUCAUAGAAUGAUGAAUCCAGAACUUGAAAGUCGCUGUACGGCUCAACCGUCUUGAUCACAACGAUAAGGACAAAAAUUCUGUUUCAAACCUGCACUGUCAAGGGACCGAGCGGGCGAUCAAAGGACGCUGAUCUUGAUGAUGAGAGGAAUGCCUCUCAUUGCAGCGUUUUCCAGUUCCCGCUCCCGACAUCGGAGGACGUUUCCCAAGCUCGACAUGCGGUUGCACAGGCUGCAGGCAGACGGUUUCAAUACUCAGGUACAGUACCGCACUGCAUUGCCAGGAUUCAGGUAGUCUAAGUCUUUCACCACACGUCAAGCUUUUAAAAGCAGGUCUAGCUAGCUAGAGUUCUCUGACGGCAUGUGUUUUAUUUCUUUGCUAUAGAAACCCAGAGAUUGGACAACUUCGGGUUUUCGAUGGGACUUUUUCUGGCUGCGGCUGGCUGGGUAGACCCGUGCAAGAAGGCUUUGGCCCUUCUUCCUACCAUUACAUUUUACGUAUUCCAAUGUGUGUUGUUUCUCUCUAAACUCGGGAUAGAUGUGAUGAAGUGUUUUGUACAAAGCAUGGCCUUGGGCUGAAGAAGAAUGGAGGAUGGGAGAUGGAGGGUGGAAGAUUGGAUGGAGGAUGGAAGAUCAUAUAGCUCCUUUCGAAUUCACAACUGAUUCCAUGUCGAAUGGGCAGAACACCAAAUCUAUAGCUAGCAAUGUUUUCAGUUGCCCCACUAUGGCAAAGCUUGGCCUUGUGCUGAAGAAGAAUGGAGGAUAGAAGCUGGGAGAUGGAGGAUGGAUGAUAGAAGCUGGGAGAUGGGACAUGGAGGAUGGAAGAUGGGACACGAGGAUGGAGGAUGGAGGAUGGUAAAGUUCCUUUCGAUGUCAUGACUGAUGGCAUGUCGAUGGGCAGAACACCAAAUCUCUAGGUUGCACUGUUUUCGGUUGCUCCAAUAUGACAAACCAGGGCCUUGGCCUGAAGAAGAAUGGAGGGUGGAGGAUGGAGGGUGGAAGAUGGAGGAUGAUAAAGUUCCUUUCGACGCCACGGGCAGAACACCAUUUCUCUUUUCGUUCGCCCUUCUCCAAUUCCCGUUGCGUCGCCAGAACUUUGACUUCGUUCUCUUGUUUGUUUGUUUCAUUCAUUCAUUCAUUCAUUCAUUCAUUCAUUCAUUCAUUCAUUCAUUCAUUCAUUCAGUAGUGGACGACAAUUUGAAUAUCAGCAACGUUGGUCAAGGACAUGCCCAGCAUCAUGACCAACACAAAGGCCGCCCAACGAGCGACCAUUCCACCCACGUGGGACGCUUCUUGCCACACGCCAUCACUGCUGCUGUGACCAUUAUUAUUAUUAUUCGUGAGGGUCACUUGCUUAUUCUUUUUGGAACCACGGCGACUCCUCUUUCUACCCAUAAUCUUGUCGUAGAAGUACCCUUGACUGAUAUUACUGGCUCGAAUGACCGGUGGUAACAGCUUGGCCAUUUUGUGUGCCGGGACAAAAAUGGUGGUGGGAGGAUCAUCUGUGGUUUCUUCGUCGUGGAAUGUUGUAGAGACUUUGGUGUAGGUACUAUGCAUAGCAGUUGGCAGGAACCGAAUGUAUCGGACGAGGCUCUGGAUGACUCCCAUUCUCUUGUGGUUAUUAUUAUUGGUAAGGGAUGAUAGGGACGUCUUCGACUCUUUCUUCUUCCAACUUGAACGAAGAGGGUUCAUUCUUAUUUAUAAAUGGCGACAAAAGGAACACGAUAUACUAAAAACCUGGAUUGAUGGAUGCAUGCACUGACGACUGAUGCAGAAGAUGACCUGAUGAGACUCGAGUCUUCCCCUCGAAAACUUCCCCACGCACCCUUCCUGUGUGAGAUCUCCAAUCACGUGUCCCGAAGAUUUGGGUUUUCCACGGCCUGCAAGCUCGCAUUUUGCGGUUGGUCAAACAGACCUUAAGUGACAACACUGCCUAAGUACAAAGCGGGAAUCUCAAUGCAGUUAAGGUACUUAGCCAUGAACGUUAUAUUUG
Molecule: messenger RNA, 7058 nt
Organism: Seminavis robusta
Lineage: Eukaryota; Bacillariophyta; Bacillariophyceae; Naviculales; Naviculaceae
Source: the annotation of a GenBank genome assembly